AUGUCUUCUCCGUUGGCGAUUUCGGCCAGCCAAUUUAUGAGCACUACCGGUGCCAUCUUGGUCCUUUACUAUGUCGUCUCCGCCAUCUACAACAUCUAUUUCCACCCGUUGUCCAAGUACCCAGGACCUAAGAUGACAGCAAUUUCACGCUUGCCCCUCAUCUACUCUACAAUAACGGGGAACACAUGGCGAUUCACUGGCAAACUACAUGCGCAAUACGGGACGAUUAUUCGCAUCGCUCCAGACGAGAUCGCCACUACAUCUUCUGGCGCGUGGAAGGACAUAUACACGUCGAAGCCACUUUUGCCAAAGGAUCCAUUUAGCCAGACACCACCCAUGAACGGAGCUGAAUCCCUCUUCACCGCUGCAGGGGAAACGCACCAACGGAUUCGAAAAACCUUUAUUAACGCCUUUUCUGACAGAGCAUUGAAGGACCAAACCCCAAUCAUCGACUCUUAUGCCAAUCUUUUGAUGACAAGACUUCACAGGGAGAUUGGCAAAAGCCCCGAAGGCAAAGUUGACAUGGCAAAGUUUUACGGAUACGUGACUCUGGACAUCAUCGCAGAUCUUACGUUUGGAGAAUCCUUCUAUGGUUUAGAGGGCGACAAUGAGCACUCCUGGAUACUGGGCUUCUUCCUCGGCGCAAAGUUUGGCUCGGUGAGAAACAGCCUGAGCCGCUUCCAUCCCAUCGACAAGAUUUUCGGAUGGAUAUUCCUUCGGUUGACGGCGAAGAACAGGGCGCGCAGCUGGCAAGUCGCAACGGACAAGAUCUCGCGUCGAUUGGAUAUGGGGGAUUUGGGCCCGUCGAGAUCGGAUUUCAUCACGCCUGUUGUUGGGAGGCUGGACGAGACGCAGCAGAAGGGUAUUACAAGGAAAGAGCUGAACACAAACGCACUUGCCGUCGUCAUUGCUGGGUGCCAAUUGACUACUGUGGCAUUGGCCACCUCCACUUAUCUUCUGAUGCGCUACCCUGAGACUUUGAAGCAACUUACCAAAGAGGUCCGGGAGAGCUUUGAGUCAGAGGCCGGCAUCACAGUCCCUUCCACUAUGAAUCUACCAUAUCUCACGGCUGUUAUCAAUGAAACCCUGCGCAUCCAUCAUCCUACGCCUAUCAACCUUCCGAGAGUUAUCCCUCCAGAAGGCCAAACGAUUGAUGGCCAUUGGAUUCCGGGAGGGAAUAUCAUCGGCGUAAAUUUGCAAAACAUCCAGAACGAUCCCAACAACUGGGUAGAGCCUCGCGUUUUCCAUCCUGAAAGAUUCCUGCCCGAAACCGAUUCGAGAUACCAAAAACGUUUCGAUAAGGAUGAUAAACAGGCUUUCCAGCCGUUUUCGGUGGGUGGGCGGAAUUGUAUGGGUGGGAAGGUCUUCCUCGCAGAGGCACGAAUGAUUCUCUCAAAGAUGGUCUGGAACUUUGAUCUUGAGAUGGCUGAUCCUAGUGAUGGGAACUGGAUGAAUCAGAAGGCUUACCUCGUCUUUGAACCCAAGGCGUUGAUGGUCAAGCUGAAGGCGAAGGCUUUAGUGUAG
Molecule: messenger RNA, 1524 nt
Organism: Letharia lupina
Lineage: Eukaryota; Fungi; Ascomycota; Lecanoromycetes; Lecanorales; Parmeliaceae
Exons: 4
Coding region: 1-1524 (507 amino acids)
Molecular function (GO): iron ion binding; monooxygenase activity; heme binding
Source: RefSeq, a predicted model, not a curated record